Anisakis simplex (herring worm) is the source of this 1974-nucleotide messenger RNA. The record is from the annotation of a GenBank genome assembly. Lineage: Eukaryota; Metazoa; Nematoda; Chromadorea; Rhabditida; Anisakidae.
AUGCAUCCAGUCGACCUUGUCAAUGGUGUUUCAAAAGUAUCAAAACGAUGGAAUGCACUCGCCAAAACACCGUCACUCUAUCGAUACGUUCGCGCAAGGAAACAUGUCAGAAAAUUAUGUGUAGUAUAUGAAAAGGAUGUGUUUUUCGAUGUAUUCCCCGACUGCAUGCCAAAUGUCACGUUCCUCGAUAUUGCAUAUUUUCCAGAUUUGAAUGGAAGCGCUGAAAAGUUGGUCGAAUGUUUCCCUUCAGUUCAGGUACUCAAGAUAUCGGAUGUUAGCAAUUUGGACGACAGUCUGAUCAAAAGAUUAUUUCCGAGUGACUCAUUCAAAAACCUCCGUCAACUGGACUGCUCAAGUAGAGAUGUGAAACCGGAAAAUUUCUUUGGUCAGCUUUGUGAAACAGAAAGGCCGUUGCAAUCGCUGCACACAACCACUACAGAAAAUUUGAGAGCAAUGCUAACGUCGCCAAUCCGAAAUACUCUUACCGAGUUGUCCAUAUCGGAGUAUCUAAAGGAUUCAUCAUAUGCUGCCAUUGGGCAGCUGACGAAUCUUAAAAAGUUGUCGAUUUUUUCUUCACUCUAUGGAACAGACGAACAACUUAUGCAAUUCAAAACACUUUCUAAGUUGGAACACCUUCAUUUGGACUGUUGUGGUGAGGAUUGUGAUUUCUCCUAUGAAGGUGUCGCAGAGUUCUUCGAACUUCCUUCAGAGAAUGCAGAAAAUUAUUUUCCCUAUCGUCUCAAACAUUUACUUUUCACUGAUUGCCAUCCAUUCCAUUUGGAAGCUGCCAACGCUCUCGUCAAGAGUUGUCCUCAGUUAAUAUCCCUCAAUCUUAGUCGAAAUUGCUAUAUGGGAGAAGAGGGGUUAUCGGUUCUGGUGAAAAACUUGCGGAAUCUUCGGUUUUUGGAUCUGUCGUGGUUGGGAGAAAUGCGAUGUGAUGCGUUACGUAAUUUAACUAAUGAUGAUAUGCCUAAACUUCAAUUUCUUGAACUACAUCGCACGAAGAUCAGUGAAAAGAUUCUUUGGGCAUUGAAUUUGAAGCGACCGAAUUUGAUUAUUUCGAAUAAGACGGAUUAUUUCAUCAAUUGGAAUGUUCAGAACGGAAAUCCACGAUUGAAUAAAGUGUUCGGUGGUGAUCUGAAUUCUGUUCUGAACGAUCUCGCAGAAGUUGAUGGUUUUUGUUGUAUGGGUGAAACUAUGUGGUCACUCGUGGAUUUCUACGGAUUUAACAAUUCAUUUAUGCAAUUGUGCAAGGAAAUGACGCAGACUAAACUCCUUCCGUUUGCACCUAAAUAUCGAUACAGCGAUAAACGCUAUCGAUUCACAGAUCGUGGGAAGCAUGGUUGUGAGCCUAUGGGUUACCCAACGUUAGACUUGGGUGAUGAUGAACGUUCAGAUGAUUCAAGGCCAGCUGCAUCUCAACUCACCAAGAAGGCACUGCCGGACGUUGUGUUACUGAAUAUAUUCAAAUACAUUCACCCAAUCGACCUUGUCAAUGGUAUUUCAAGAGUAUCGAAACGAUGGAAUGCACUCGCCAAAACACCGUCUCUCUAUCGAUUCGUUCGUGUAUUGAUCAAUAAAAAAUCAACAGAUUCAGAGAGCGCGAAAAAGUUCUUGGAGCGGGUAAAAAAUUUCAUCAGAAAAUUGUGUAUGGUUUGCGAAAUCAACGUCUUCGAUGUAUUUCCCGAAUGUAUGCCAAACGUCACAUUUCUGGAUAUAACAUCGUUCCCAGAUACGUCGAGAUGCGCUGACAAAUUGAUGAGUUGUUUCCCAUCUGUAGAAGAACUCAUUCUGAGUGACAUUAAAAAUUUUGAUGAACAUGCCCUCAGUGUUCUAUUCUCAAAAAACGCAUUUAAACGCCUGCGUCGUCUUCACUUCGCAAAUUUUGAAGACGAAGCAUACAAGGUCAUCGAGAAGCUUUGUGAAUGUGAAAGGCGGUUGCAAUUCCUAUCAAUCACAAACACUGCCAAGUAA